Messenger RNA from Prorocentrum cordatum, 713 nucleotides. Lineage: Eukaryota; Dinophyceae; Prorocentrales; Prorocentraceae. The record is from the annotation of a GenBank genome assembly.
GCUACGAGGUCGAGGUCUUUCUUCAGACCAGACACAUCAGCGAUGAUCUCACGGAGAAGCUGCACAGCUGGUACGGAGACACUCUGACGAGGACCGAGUUCUCUGACAACACCAAGAGCGCCUACAAGCCUCGCAAGUACAAUCAAACGACAGGCAAGUUCGAGACUGGCCCUGAUUACACGCCGCAAGUGGCAGGCAGCGGCUUGGUUGCGUCGUGGGAGCUGUGUAUGAUGAACCUGGCGCGGUCCCUUCGCGAGCAGAAGCGAGAUUUCAGCCACGUCCUCGUGAUCCGAGCGGACCAGAUCUUCAAAGUGAACGUUGGGCAGAUCCUCCUCAACCUGGAUGCCGAGGACCGCGAGAAGAUCCUCUACGCGAACAAGCACGUCGUGCACGGCCCUGACGGGCAGCCCAUAGAAGAGGGCCAGUGUCCCUCAGGCAGGCGCUUCUUCGGCGACAGGUGGGACAGCGCUGACGGUACCCCGAGCGUCAGCGAUCAGUUCCAUUGGUUCCCUUUCGGACUUGCAAACGUCAUGAUGAAGUGUGGCUUUCCUGGCCACCAGGCGUGGGACAAGCACCAGGCGUGGGUCGGCGAGGCACGCUUGGGCUUCCUGACCCCGGGGCCCUUCGAGUCAGACCCGUCCAAGGGGUGGAACCCGCUCUUCCGGCUGGCGGGCCGCGCCGAGCGAGAGCCCACAGAGGCAGAGCUCAGCAGG